Aegilops tauschii subsp. strangulata is the source of this 375-nucleotide messenger RNA. NCBI's taxonomy places the organism in Eukaryota, Viridiplantae, Streptophyta, Magnoliopsida, Poales, Poaceae. The record is from RefSeq and is a predicted model, not a curated record.
AUGGUUCAAGCCUUCAAGGUACCUCUGGAUGUUGGGCGAAGCAAGCAGGCGGUGGGUGAACAGUAUCAGCGUGUUGUCCUAUAUGCAACUGGAAAAUGCAGCACGCGGUGCAUCGUACACUUGUGCUUGCUUCUCAUUGACAUGGUCGUCACUGCAUCUGCAUUCCUCAUGCCUGUCCGUUUCUGUUUACAAGGCCAUCUGCACACCCUGUUCUCUGCUUCAGCUGUAGUUCAGACUGGCCAUCUGCACACCUACAGGUUCUGCGACGUGUGGACAUUCAUCCUGACGGACGCGCAGUUCAAGAACGAGGAGACGACCGAGCAGGUCGGCAAGGUGAAGAUCGUGGCCUGCGACUCCAAACUACUCAGCCAAUAA